AUGGCGUGCUCCGGACAGGUGACGAGGAUGUCCCCUAUGUAUUGUAUGUUGAUGACACCAGGCAGGCAGGAAGCAUGCUGCACAUUUUUUUCACUAGAUCCAGGGAUCACACACUCUGCCGGUGUCCUGAAGCUAACAUGAGGCAACCUCCUCACCACAGGAGCUAAGACACCUCCAGCAACAAGUGUGUGGAGCUGACAAGAAGAGGGUGUGUGUGUGUUACAGCAGCUCAGGGCGGGAGGGCAGAGCUUGUCCUGGACUCUCAGCCCUCCUGCAAAACACACAUAUAUAUCAUACUGCUCGCCUCUCAGCCCUCCUGCAGCACACACUCACAUAUAUAUUAUACUGCUCGCCUCUCAGCCCUUCUGCAGCACACACUCACAUAUAUAUUAUACUGCUCUCCUCUCAGCCCUUCUGCAGCACACACUCACAUAUAUAUUAUACUGCUCGCCUCUCAGCCCUUCUGCAGCACACACACAUAUAUAUUAUACUGCUCGCCUCUCAGCCCUUCUGCAGCACACACUCACAUAUAUAUUAUACUGCUCUCCUCUCAGCCCUCCUGCAGCACACACUCACAGUCUCACACACAUAUAUUAUACUCCUCUCUCCGAGUAGUGUGGUCUGGCCAACCCGGACGGUGCAUCGCUGACAGUCGAGCAAAAGCCCUCUCUGGAGCGCAGGGCGUGGGGCACUCACUGAGCCAUGGGCUAGAGGAGGGGUACAGCCUGGCCCACUGCAUGACCAUGGCUGUGCCAGCACUCCCGAAUGGACCCACCGGGCGCACUCGCAGUGCUCUGAUCACUUGUGGAUCUUAGAACUUUCACAUUCUCUUUUGGAACUCUCCCACCACCCUGCAUGUUCCUCCCGGCUGCUUCAUUCCUUUAUCGCAGGAGGAUGCUUUCUAGCUGCAGAAAGAGUGCCUCCAACAAGUCUCCGCAGGGUCGCGACAACGAUUACCCACGAGUACAGUGCUGUUUCGGCGGGCGUCUGUGUCGGAUAUACUAGCAGGUCCAGGAGAUGUUACCAGGCUGUGGCCGGAGCACGGGGAAAAGGUUGAUAUGUCGAUGUUUGACUACUCUAUAUGUGGUUUUGGUCCUCCCUAUCAUACCAUCCUUCUGCCAGGUGCAGAGGGUGCCCUUUCAGAGAGGAGCUGUCAACUGGUUUGGCCCCGAGCAUAGUCCACCUCUGAGGUCCAGCAAUGAGUGGGGUUCAUGGCAGAGCUGGUCUCCGUGUUCCCGGACGUGUGGAGGGGGAGCUGCAGUGCGCACCCGGCAUUGUGCUAUAAGAGAUUCAUCAGGACCAGACUGCCCUGGAGACACGAGACAGUACCAAGUGUGUAACAUAAAGGACUGUCCGUCUGGAGUGACCGAUUUCAGGCAUUUCCAAUGCUCUGCUUACAACAACAAGCCUCUAAUGGGAAUUUACUACAGAUGGGACCCUUUCCAGUCAGGACAAGGAGACUGUGAGCUGAGCUGCUUGGCACAGGGGCAGAAUUUCUAUUACAACUUUGGCAGAGUGUUGGAUGGAACGUCAUGCCGAACCGAGUAUGAUGGUGUCUGCAUUAAUGGGCAGUGCUUGCAAGUUGGCUGUGACUUCAUCUUGGGAUCGGAUGCGCAAACUGAUAUCUGUGGAGUUUGUGGAGGGAGAAACGUGUCUUGCCGACACCAUCACAAUGUCUACACUACAAAGUACCCGGCUUCUGGGCUUUUUGGAUACAAUGAAGUGACCGUGAUCCCUGCAGGUGCCACUAAUAUCAGGGUGACUGACAAGAGCAAUAAUUAUUUGGCUCUGCGAAACAGAAAUUAUCAUUAUGUAAUCAAUGGGAACUGGGCCAUUAACCAUCCCGGAGUCUUCAGUGUGGCAGGUACCAAGAUCCAGUACAAGCGCUCUGCUGAUAAUACGGAGACUCUUGAGACUGCAGGACCAACAGAUGAGGAUUUACAUGUCAUGGUCCUCUUCACAGAGCAGAACUCAGGCAUAGAAUAUGAGUACUGGCUUCCUAAGGAUUACUAUAUACACCAUCAGAGAGACCGCAGCUCGUUGCAAGAAACUGUGGAGACAGUCGUAUCACCGACUAUACCUGCUACCCUACCUCCUCCGCCAACAACGAGGCAGAGUGCACUAUCGCUAACAACAAAGAGACGCCCACACCAGCCUCGGCUUGAAAGAGACAACACUGAGCUGAACAGAAUAAUUGAAUCUAAAAGAGAUGAUAAAUGUGGAAAGUGCCGGAGAGUAAAGGGACGGCAAAACAAAAUCAAGCAGUAUUGUCGGAAGGACUUUGUUUUCAGAGGGAGAAUCGUCAGUAAAAAGAUCAUAGGCAAGGAAACGCGUUAUGAUGUCCUGGUUGUACUGACCUACAAGAAUAAUUUCCCUAUCCUGAGACGUGAGUACAUGUGGGUCCCCAACACGUGCGACUGUCCCAACCUACUGGAGAAUAGGGAAUAUAUUCUGAUGGCAAGGAGGCAUGUAAACUAUGAGAGGACUCUAAACAGGAUAUUGCUGGAGACUGAAAGCUUUGUACGCCUUUACAGACCAAAAGAGGACAAGAUGCUUCGUGAUCUUGAUCAAGAAUGUACCAAGCAUGGAUACCAAAUAAACACAAAUCAAAAUCCGUGACCCUUCUGAUAAGCGAUAAUGUGGCACUGAGAAUUUAUUGCAUGUACUGUGUGCGCACAACAUAUUUAAAAAUGUUAUUGGACAGUUUGCUAAUGUGGACAUAAUAUUUAGCAACUGGUGCUACAUGCUGGAAGGAACAUCGGCAUUGAAAAGGAACCACCUGUUUCUAAUCUGCCUAAAGAGUGAAAGCCUUAAGGGGGCAUUAUCUCCGGAAAACACAGAAGGGGAUGUUAGCACGAAUUCACUUAAUAUCUGUAUACAUAUAUAUUUGAAUAUGGAUAUUGUCUCUAUGUAUUUUUGUCUUGUAUUACAUGCACAGCUUACUUUUCCCUAUUUUAAGGUGGUGACACUUCCCCUUGUAAAUUCUUAGACCCCCACUCCUCCCUCUCCAGUUAACCAAACCGGUCCAAAGGCACCAAAGAUGGUGUAUGGUGAACAAAACUUGCCAAAUAUGUUUUUGUUGUAUUUAAUUGUAAACCAUAAUGCAAAUUCUAAACAUCCUAUUUUUUACCAUCUGUAUUAAAAAAAUGUAUAUUCAGCUUUAUAUUUAUAGAACAAAACACAGAGAUGCAUAUGUGGUAUGCAUAAUUUAUUUUCACAUGUUUUGGAAAAUGACCUCUCACUUGCAAAGAGUCCUGCACAUGUGUGCAAGUAUUGCUAUAUUUAUAUAAGGUGAUAUGUACAAAAGGCGUGUGUAAGUUUUGGUAUGCGUGAGAUUGUAUGUAUGAAAUAUGUUUUACAAUGCAGUUAUUAAAAAAGAUAUCUGUACAAACCCAGAAAAUUUCUGUCCUAUAUUUUUAAUCCAUAAAAAAGACAAUUUUUGGCUUA
This is a messenger RNA of Pseudophryne corroboree (corroboree frog), 3447 nucleotides long. RefSeq names its product ADAMTS-like protein 5. The record is from RefSeq and is a predicted model, not a curated record. The transcript is spliced from 14 exons. Gene Ontology annotation, molecular function: metalloendopeptidase activity; protein binding. Lineage: Eukaryota; Metazoa; Chordata; Amphibia; Anura; Myobatrachidae. The coding region runs from base 1018 to 2619 and encodes 533 amino acids. Gene Ontology annotation, biological process: proteolysis; extracellular matrix organization. Gene Ontology annotation, cellular component: extracellular matrix.